AACACGGUUCAGUCACAUCGCCUCCCGCUGCAGAGGGGUGGCCAUGCAUAUUAAAACUAACACGCUUUUCCUGGGCGUGCGAUGAAGGCAGGACUGCUGACCUUCAGAGGAAGGAUCUGUGAGGAAAAGGGAUCCAAUAGGCACACAGCUCCACUCGAGGAGGAGAAGGAGACUCAGAGGACAAGAGAGGGAGGGAGAACCUGAGGAGCCUUUCAGAGAGAGAGAGAGAAAGAGAGAGAGAGGGAGAGAGAGAGAUUGUCGCUUCAUUAAGGAGGCCCGGUACCAGCUGCAGGACUAGGACCAUGAAGGCUGGGUUUGGAUAUUAUCUUCUACUAAUCUUCUUGCUUCUUAGUGCAGUCUGGGCUCAGAGGCCAAGACCACGGCCAAGGCCGAGACCAAGUCCAACCAGAAAGCCUUUGCCCAGUGCUACCAGAAAGCCAGUGCCCAGUGCUACCAGAAGGCCAGUGCCCAGUGCUACCAGAAGGCCUGUUAUCCCCGAGGUUGAGCCCUCAGAACCUACAGACUUUCCACCUCCAAUUCUGGGCCCACCAUCUAUCUUCCCAGAUUGUCCCCAGGAGUGCUUCUGCCACCCCUCUUACCCUGACUCGCUGAACUGUGAAAACCGGAACAUCCGUCAGAUCCCCUUAAUCCCACCCCGCGUACAAUACCUCUACCUCCAAAACAAUUAUAUUGACGAGGUGACAGCCGAGCCAUUCAAAAAUGCCACCGAGCUCAAAUGGGUUAACCUGGAUAACAACCGUAUCCGCAGGGUGGAGCGGCAAGUCUUUGAAAAGCUCCCCAACCUCCUGUAUCUGUACAUGGACAAGAACAACCUAAAGGAGGUUCCCAACAACCUGCCGGCAAGCCUAGAACAGCUGCGCCUCAGCCGCAACCAGAUCACUAAAAUCCCAACUGGCCUCUUCAACAAGAUGGACCACCUGGUUUUGCUUGAUCUGCACCAUAACAAGUUGAGUGACAGUGACCUUGGCAAGAACGUCUUCAAGGGCUUGAGGAACCUAGUGCAGCUCAACCUGGCCCACAACAUCCUACGGAAGAUGCCUAGUAAUGUUCCCCAAAAUAUCUACCAGCUAUUCCUGGACAGAAACAACAUCGAGGACAUCCCUAUGGACUACUUCAAGGAUUUCCACAACCUAGCCUUCGUCCGACUUAACUUCAACCAGCUGAGUGACAGAGGCAUCCCCAAGAGGGUCUUCAAUGUGUCCAGCCUCCUGGAUCUGCAUCUGGCCCACAACAAGUUGAACUCUGUGCCCACUUUCAACAUGCAUUUGGAACACCUAUAUCUCAACAACAAUAACAUUGAAAUGAUUAACGGCACAGAGCUCUGCCCAUUUCCUGUGAUGUCCAUUGAGCCCCAUGACGAGAGCCUACUUCCCAAGCUGAGGUACCUGAGGCUGGAUGGAAACCAUGUGAGUCCACCCAUCCCCCUGGAUGUGAUCAUGUGCUUCAGGAACCUCAAAUCGAUCGUCAUGUAGGGCGCCCCCCUAGCCCCUGCAGUGUGGCAUCGACACACACCAAUAGUCAGAGACGGGUCGUGUUUCCUUCUUGCUGUAUUGGGUCUGUGGACGGAGCUUGAGACUUUCAAGAGGAGAGCACGAAACCAGAAGAAGGGCAUAUUUCUGUGCUAAAAGCAGGAAUCUCUCUUGCUAAAUUAUUCACUAUCAAAGCACAAAUUGUAUUAUUUAGAUAUUAAAAAACAAAGCUAAAUUUCCUGUUACUUUUUUAUUGAGCAUGGAUGUACUUUCUGUUACCAUAUUACUUGUUUCUCGACAUUUUGUUUUUGUAAUGAUGAUGGUAAUACAAAAAAUGGGUGCAAUAGACCUAAAAAUAAAGGUACAUUAACUGACAUACUGUAAACAUACAGAGUAGUUACGGUGACCGGCUGAUUUGUACAUAUUCCUGAUCUGUAAAGGCAGACUAAGGACAGAAAUCCUGACUUGAAACAAAAAACUGAAAAUGGAGAAAAUCCUAAUAUAUUUAAGCAGUUGGGCCAGAAAUACAUAAACACACGUGACUACCAUGUAGUUGAAAUGUCCUCAAUGUACCUAUGUUUUAAGGUACUUUGUGUAAAAAAAAAACAAAAAAAAAACAAAACAUUUUUAUCCUUGUUUUGUAAAAAUAAGUUCUGUACAAAUUAAAUGUGUGAUUCAGUUCUACAUUUGCAAAUACAAUCUUGUCACUCUUUGGCAUCUAUUAGAACUGUAUCUGUAGCUUUGUAAACAAUAAAAAACUAAAUUUGA
This is a messenger RNA of Paramormyrops kingsleyae, 2258 nucleotides long. RefSeq names its product proline/arginine-rich end leucine-rich repeat protein (gene prelp). Lineage: Eukaryota; Metazoa; Chordata; Actinopteri; Osteoglossiformes; Mormyridae. The record is from RefSeq and is a predicted model, not a curated record. Gene Ontology annotation, molecular function: protein binding.